AUGAAUGCAAAACGAAUGUGCUACAUGGAUCAUUCGUUCUUCAAUAAAAAAACUGCUGAUUGGCAAUCUAGGUGUCUGGCUGGCUGGCGUGAAAAGCAAACCGUGUCUGAUAGUAUUAUUUCCAACAGCUUCGUGUACAAUAAACAGAAAUCGAAGGGUGUCUACAGGAAGUGGGCUUUUAAGUACACAGUAGACGGUAAAGUCCGCGGUUCGAACACGACCUCUGCCACUCGACUACCCUUGUCUAGGCUUGGGCAUCGUGGAAGUAUCCUAGCCCUCGUGCUUCCUUCGGGUUGUAUAGUAGUUUGGUACCGAAAGGGUGACUUUCAAACAAGCACUUUAGAUGAAGAUUUCGUCCUCAAUUUGGUUUUCACCAAGGAGUCAACUGAAUCUCUCGUUUAUGAUAUUCUACAACUAAAUGUGCUGCACACAGGCCGCCUCAUGUUUCAGUUAGCACGACGGUCGAGAUAUCUCCGUAUAUUUUCAUAA
Molecule: messenger RNA, 489 nt
Organism: Opisthorchis viverrini
Lineage: Eukaryota; Metazoa; Platyhelminthes; Trematoda; Opisthorchiida; Opisthorchiidae
Exons: 4
Coding region: 1-489 (162 amino acids)
Source: RefSeq, a predicted model, not a curated record